Messenger RNA from Xyrauchen texanus (razorback sucker), 1657 nucleotides. It is a transcript of the gene pusl1, whose product is annotated as pseudouridine synthase like 1. Lineage: Eukaryota; Metazoa; Chordata; Actinopteri; Cypriniformes; Catostomidae. Gene Ontology annotation, biological process: tRNA pseudouridine synthesis. The transcript has 8 exons. Gene Ontology annotation, molecular function: pseudouridine synthase activity; RNA binding. The record is from RefSeq and is a predicted model, not a curated record. The coding region runs from base 211 to 1080 and encodes 289 amino acids.
UAUGGCGGCUUUGUUUUGCUCUGUGAGGAGACCACGUGGCUUUUGUAUACUAUUCUGAAGAGUUAUGUUUGACAUGAUUGGUAUCGUUUAUAUAAGGACACUAUUCGGGUUAAACGACAUAUAAUACAUCUUUAUUUAUAUCACGUUUGAUCUUUGCUUCUCAUUCCUGUGAAUAUCUCGUAGUGUGCAAAACUGAACUGCCUGGGAAACAUGCAAACAUGCGCAGCCCGUUAUCUAAUAUUUUUCCAAUAUGCAGGGACAAAAUACAGUGGUGUGAUGAAAGCACCAGACCAUCAGGCUGUGGAGGGAGUCCAAAAUCAUUUAGAGAAAGCAGUACAAAAACUAAAGCCAGUUAAUGAAGUAUCAUUUGCGAUCUCCAGUAGGACAGACUCUGGUGUGCACGCCUUGUGUAACUCUGCUCAUGUAGAUAUCCAGAGAAGGGGAGACAAACCACCUCUGCCUGAGCAAGACCUAGUUGACGCUUUAAACUUCCACUUGAAAUCAGAGCCUAUAAGAAUCACCAAGGCUUACCGUGUGCAAUGGGACUUCCACGCACGCUAUCGCGCCAUAUCACGGACAUAUGUGUACCGCUUUACUUUUGGCCUCAGACAUCAUACAGAAAUGCCCAUAACAGAGCGUGAUUUAUGCUGGGCAUUAAAAGACACGAGGCUGAAUAUCAAUGCAAUGCAAGAGGCUGCUGCCCUACUGUUAGGAACCCAUGACUUCAGCACCUUCCGUGCCUUGAACUCAGAGACCCCCUUUAAGAACCCAGUGAAGACCCUUGAUUUGGCCCAACUGGAUCCUGGGCUCUCGUUCAGUCAGAGACACUUUCACAGAGAUAUUCAAUUCUGGGAGCUCACUUUUAAAAGUAGGUCUUUUUUAUAUAGACAAGUGCGGAGAAUGACUGGAGUGUUGGUUGCCGUUGGUCAGGGUAGACUGUCAAUUCAUCAGAUUCAGGAAUUACUAGAGGCACGUGAUUCCCUGGCCUUCCCAAACAACAUGACGGCCCCAGCCCACGGCCUGUUUUUGACCAAUGUAGGGUACAGAGAUGCAGAUCUUUCACCAAAUGUGAUGGACUGAACAUACCAUUUCAUAAUACCUGAUGUAAAUAUGUUUCAAAAAGGGUUGUAAAACUGUUGUAUCACAUACUUCUGUCAAACACUUGCUUUCCUGUGUUUUUAAUAUUAAACUGAUAUUUCUGGUUCUGGCUGUUGAUUGGUCAAUACAGUGUUCCUGCUAAAAUACACAAUUUUCACCGGUAUGAUGCAAAACACUUGUUCUCAUAGUAUAUCACAGUGCUGCACCAAUAGAGGCCAACUGUUAUCCAUAGGACUACAGUGGAUAUAAAAAGUCUACACACCCCUGUUAAAAUGGCAGGUUCUUGUGGUGUAAAAGAAUGAGACAAAGUUAAAUCAUGUCAGAAGUUUUUCCACCUUUAAUGUGACCUAUAACAUGAACAGUUCAAUUGAAAAAACAAACUGAAAUCUUUGAGGGGGAACAAUAAAAAAACUUAUGCAACCAAUAACCUGGUUGCAUAAGUGUGCACACCCUCUUAUAACUGGGGAUGUGGCUGUGUUCAGAAUUAACCAAUCACAUUCAAUCUCGUUAAAUAGAAGUCAUUACACACCUGCCAUCAUUUAAAGUGACUCUGAUUACU